AGUGCCUCCUGUCUUGCUCUGCCCUCCGCAGGCAUGAAAUAAAGCAGGAGGUGGCAGGGCAGGCUCCUGGCCAAAGGCUCCUGAAGGAAGGAGGUUAAUUUUUAGAGUAAUCUCUGUGGAGUGGUUUUAUUUGAAGUUUAUAAAUGACGUAGUGCUAUCAUGCCCAGGCCUUCCAUCUCUGCCUCAUGGGGAGACUUGUUCUCUGUUAAGGAGGGUGGGAGAGUUUGUGAAGAAUACUGUUCUAAGAGAUUAGAUUCUUGGCAUUGUUUAAAAGUAGGAAGGAACUAAAGCUGUAGAGGGGGGGAAAUCCUUCUGGAGAUCCCUGUUGCUCUGUGGGAUGAGGCUUUGUCCUCUCCCGUUGCUCAGUGGGAGCAGCAGUGCUUUAGGAAGGAGACACACUCCCCGUAAGACUUAAUCUUACAGAUAAACCCUUUAAACCUCCUUUGGAAAAUGUGCCCUGGGGAGAAUGAUGUUCAGGCUCCUUGAGGAGCAGGAGAUAAACCUGCUGGGAGAAAGGGGGAGAACCUGCCACCCAUUUUUCUGGGAAAGGGAACUGGGCCCAUGUGUGUGGAAAAUACUUUCUGGGAGCCUGCAAAGGGGUGCUCUUAUAGCACAAAGCAAGGAUUUGAGCUGGAGCAAAUGGACAAUCUGCCUCUUUGUAGCUGGGGAGCAGGGUGGGAUGGGAACAAAAGGGAAUAUAAAUGCACUUCUGCUCUUAGGAGAACUUGCUACUGGGGAUGCGCAUCCUGCAGCCCCAGAGUAUUAGGAGGAGCAGAGAUGUGUUGUCUCACGUUGACUGACAGAACUUUGGGAGAGAUCAGGAGAGAAGUAUUUAAUUUCUUCUGUGUCUUUUCCCUGUCCCUCCGUAAACCGAGUUUCUGGAUGUUGCCUGCUCGCUGAAGGGUUGCGUUGGCAUUCUGGCAUGUAAUGGAGUGUACACUGAAAUGUGUAUAUUACAAACAUAUGGUUUCUCUUUUUAACUUUCCCUUCCCCCUCCCCCUUACUCAUUUCAAACAUUGGUGUGUCUGCCAACGUCCUGGAUGGAGAUGUGACGCAAGCUUCCUAGCAUGUAUAUGAUUUGUGGGACACAGUGUCACUGUGUUAACUGAGCUGGACUGCCUUGCCUCCUGCUUCAUGUCUCCUGUAAACCGCAAGGAUUGGUGGAGUGGAGCGACUGCAGUGGUGCAGGCAGCCUUCUGCGCUCCAAAGAAGGAGAAGGUGGCAAUUAAACGGAUCAAUCUUGAGAAGUGUCAGACGAGCAUGGAUGAACUCCUGAAAGAAAUUCAAGCCAUGAGUCAGUGCCAUCACCCCAACAUUGUAUCUUACUACACAUCGUUUGUGGUGAAAGAUGAGCUUUGGCUGGUGAUGAAGUUACUUAGUGGAGGUUCUGUUUUGGAUAUUAUAAAGCACAUUGUGGCCAAAGGAGAACACAAGACUGGUGUCCUGGAUGAAGCCUGUAUAGCCACAAUCCUUAAGGAGGUGCUGGAGGGGCUGGACUACCUGCAUAAAAAUGGACAAAUCCACAGGGAUGUGAAAGCAGGAAAUAUUCUUCUUGGAGAAGAUGGCUCAGUGCAAAUUGCAGACUUUGGUGUUAGCGCAUUUCUGGCCACUGGUGGUGACAUUACCAGGAAUAAAGUCAGGAAAACUUUUGUGGGCACGCCCUGCUGGAUGGCACCAGAAGUUAUGGAACAGGUCAGAGGAUACGAUUUCAAGGCAGACAUCUGGAGCUUUGGGAUCACUGCUAUCGAACUGGCUACAGGGGCAGCUCCUUACCAUAAAUAUCCACCGAUGAAGGUUCUAAUGCUGACGCUACAGAAUGAUCCUCCAUCCUUGGAAACUGGUGUGCAAGAUAAGGAGAUGCUGAAGAAGUAUGGGAAAUCAUUUAGGAAGAUGAUUUCAUUGUGCCUACAAAAAGACCCUGAAAAAAGACCCACAGCAGCAGAACUCUUAAGACACAAAUUUUUCACGAAAGCAAAGAAUAAAGAAUUUUUACAAGAGAAGAUGUUGCAGAGAGCACCAACAAUCACUGAAAGAUCCAAAAAGGUUCGGAGAGUCCCAGGUUCCAGUGGACGUCUUCAUAAGACUGAAGAUGGUGGCUGGGAAUGGAGUGAUGAUGAACUAGAUGAAGAAAGUGAGGAAGGCAGAGCAGCAAUUUCACAGCUCAGGUCUCCCAGAGUGAAAGAACCUGUACAGAAUUCUGAGCUAUUCCCAUCAGCUGAGCCUCCAGGUCCUUCACUCAAUGCUCCAGCACAGGCACCUACUCAACUACCUCAGGCUGCAGGACAAGUACCUGCACAACCUCAAACUGCUGUACCUCCACCUAGACAGGCUCCUCCAGCAGCCCCAGCAGCAGCCCAGGCCCCACCUGCCCCUGCUGCAGCUCUGGUACAGGAAGAUACGAAAGUCCCCAUCAGCCUUGUACUAAGGUUAAGGAAUUCAAAAAAAGAGCUCAACGAUAUUCGAUUUGAAUUUACCCCAGGGAGAGAUACUGCUGACGGUGUGUCUCAAGAACUCAUUUCAGCAGGUCUUGUUGAUGGCAGAGAUCUUGUAAUAGUUGCAGCUAAUUUGCAGAAAAUUGUGGAAGAGCCCCAGGCCAACAGAUCCGUCACUUUCAAACUGGCAUCUGGUGUUGAAGGCUCAGAUAUUCCUGAUGAUGGCAAACUUAUAGGAUUUGCACAGCUCAGCAUCAGCUAAACAAUGGUCCCAGGAGAUGUUUCCCAACUGAGAACCCACAUGUGCAUAUUCGUAAUGCUUCUGUUAGCCUAAAAGAAAAAAAAAACCACUACUGCCAAAGAAUUGAACUACAGCCCCCUUCCUAGAAGCUUUAACAUUUUCCUUAAUAGGUUCACAAACCUUCCUGAAAUUACCGAUGGUGUUUACACCUUUUGUAAACAACUCUCAUGUUUUUGUAUCUGUCAUCUCAAACAUGCAGAUCCAACACGUCAUUGCCUGCAUGUUCAUUUUAUUAUUGCCUUACUUUAAAGAAAAAUACUACUGAGUACGAAGCAGGGGGUUCCACUGCUCUGAUGAUCUUGCCUAAAUGUUUGCUUACAUGUGGUUUCAUUUUUUUUCACUUGCUAUUUUUGCACAAGUUUUAAUACUGAAUGGAUCUUUUUUUUUUUUUUUUUUUGGUCCUUUACCUGCUCCUCCUAUCUGAAACACCAAUGUACAUGUUGUUUGGGUCACCUGGAGUGCUGAGAAAUCUGCUUCUCUUCAGCUGUGUGUUUUUAAAACUGCUGGUUUGAAUGCUUGCACCUGAGAAAGCAAGCCAAGUCUUAACCCACGGGAGGGAGAGCCGCCUUCCCUUGUGUUUGUGUUUUUGAGAAGUUCCUUGACUUUGAGGUGUUAGAAGUCAGCUUCCCUUUGUAAACUGCCUUAAUUUUAUUUUAUUUUAUUUUAUUUUUUUUUAUUACCAUUUUGGUUCUCUCCACAUGAGUGCCAGGCGUGGCAUGAGGGCUGAACCUUUCAAUUUGCGUUAAAGCAGUCCUUCAACAAAACGUCUUUCAUUCUGCAUCUUAGAUGUAGUCAGUUCUUGAAGCAGACCCACGAGGCAUUGCUGUCUGGAAUCUGGUCUUUCAGGUGAUCGACAAAAUAUUUGCGAUCAGAGGGAGAGGAGAUCUGUGUCACUCUGUGUUUGGAAACAAUGCACUUCAAACUGUUCCUGAAGCCCAGUCUCUUAUGCCUGGCUGCGUGAGUCCUCCCGACGUGUCUCCCAGUCCUUUGCAAACUGGUACCCGUGGAACCAUCCCUGUCGUGUUUUACAGCAAUAAAGAAUCGCCAGUAGAGUGGUAGUACUGGGCAAGCGAGCGCCGGGCUGUGUCCCUCCUGCACUAGUCGCUCGGGUCGUCGGCCUUCCCGUCGGUCCGAGCCUCCACAUUUGAUCAGGAUGUCACUGCAACCCUGUCACACACGUAUUUAGCUUUUCUUUCUAUGUGGUGUUGAAGUUGAGUUUCUACAUGAAUAAUAUAAAUUAUACUCUGAGUUUGAUAAGAGACACUUGUAAUGCAAUAUGUGAAUAAUAAAUGGUGUUGACUUUUUUUCCUACUGUUUCACAGUUGGCCUUUGUAACUGCUAUUGGCUCUGGAGUGUUUUCUACACAGGAAUUGUAAGUCUGUAAUUUAACAUGCAGAUGGAAAUGUGUUUUGUUUCCAUCAGCCACAAACAAUGCAGAAACAGAGCAGAAUGACUGAGUUCAAUUAGGACUUCUUUUAUUUCCAACUCUUCAGAUGAACAAUCUGUAUUUAUAUAUUGUUCUCUAUGAGCAGCUGUGGAAGCUUCCUGAAUUAUGCAUGUUCUUUUUAUACUGCCCUUGAUGCUUUUAGCCUCUAGGUGGAUAUUGGGUAUGUCCCCAUGGGCUAUUUGCAGCCCUGUGGCUGGUGAGUGUGAAGGGGAGGGAGAGGAGAAAGAGGGUUUAGGAGCAAGAGCAUAUCAGGGUGCUGAGCAGAUGCUUUCCAGUGCCCGGGAAGCGGGUGCCUGAUACCAGGGAGUUGGUGGUAGCUGAGUUUGGCCAAGUGUGUGUGCGUACAUGCGUGUGGCACCUCUGGUGCUUCCUCCUGUUGUCUGACACAAAGCACUCCCUAUGAUGUCCCCCAUUGAGCUUCUUGGCUUGGGAAGAACAGGCUGGCAUCUUGUCGCCCUUUGCUUGAUAGAGAUGUAUUGGAAACCCUUAGGAUAUGGAGAUGAGAUGGUCUUGGUACAGUAUUAUUUUCCCUUCUCUCUGCAUGCCAUGGGGACCUCCUUCAUUCGUGUGCUGGUGCUGAGAAAGGUAGAGCUCAAACUGCUCAAAUGGAACAAUGCAGUGUCUAUUUAUUACGUUAUUCCCCACCUUCCCAAAGCCAGGACUUUGAAGAGCUUGAGGUCACCCUAACCUAAGGCUCCUUAAUUCUUUAAUGGAGAAAAUAAGGAAGAAACAUGUUUUUUGCUCUAUAGAUCUCCAGAUGUUUUUGGGUAGGGAUCCAAAAUAUUUACUUGGGCUAUUACAGUGCUAGACAACUGUCUUUUCUGAUGUUGUUCCAGUAAGUGCCAAUGCUGUUCAUAAUUGUUUUCCAGUGUCAUUAAGAAUUUGGUUUUUGUGCAAAUUUCUGAUCUGAACCUGGAAUCAGGUGGUAAUUUUAAGUUAGUUCCUACUUUUGAGGACAAUGCUCUGUUAAUGAAAACGGAUCCUCUUCACAAUUUUGGUGUAUUGUAGAUUAUAAUGAAAGAUGUAAAAUAUUCAGGCUUUUUUCCUUUUUUGGACUUUGUAUUUUACUGCAUGUCUCUAAUUUUUAAUCAAUAAAGAACAAAUUGUCCAUUG
This is a messenger RNA of Strigops habroptila (Kakapo), 5293 nucleotides long. It is a transcript of the gene OXSR1, whose product is annotated as oxidative stress responsive kinase 1. Lineage: Eukaryota; Metazoa; Chordata; Aves; Psittaciformes; Psittacidae. The transcript has 18 exons. The coding region runs from base 1135 to 2694 and encodes 519 amino acids. The record is from RefSeq and is a predicted model, not a curated record. Gene Ontology annotation, molecular function: protein serine/threonine kinase activity; ATP binding. Gene Ontology annotation, biological process: protein phosphorylation.